Cricetulus griseus (Chinese hamster) is the source of this 2454-nucleotide messenger RNA. The record is from RefSeq and is a predicted model, not a curated record. Lineage: Eukaryota; Metazoa; Chordata; Mammalia; Rodentia; Cricetidae.
AGCUAGGCCAGGAGGGUGCAGAGUCUGUCCGUGCCUACGGAGAUGAGACGCCUUGCCUACGGCGUCCAGUGUGGGGGAACUCACCCUCACCCACAAGCUCCUGUUCGCUCCUUUUUAAACUGCCUCGUUAAAGAUUUCCUCAGACCCCACAGGUCAUCCUGUGUCUGUCCUCCAGCCCCUCUCGCCUGAGAAUGCUCCAUUUUAGGCCUUGAAUUUGUAGGGUGUGUCUCAAAUGUAAGCGAUCCCUCACGUUCUGGUCAUCAGUUCUUCCAAAAGCUAAUGAGAUGAUGUGAACUUGUUUAGUAAGUGAAGAAACUAGAGUCGGGGUCUUAGGUUGCUUUGCUCCAGGUCAAACACCUAGGGAACCAAGGCAAAGAAGGAUCCAAGCCUGUCAGAGCCAAAUGCUGAGCCGUGAUGGCAUUUGUAAUAGGAAAAGCGGUGUUUUGUGUAAUGAAACCACUUUUCUCCUAGUGUCUUUGAGAAUUUGAUUGCUCUGACUUGAGAUCAUGGCUCUCCCUUAACAAUUUCCUGUAGUCAGUUUCCUGUUUGUAGACACAGUUGGGGGGAUAUUUGUUGGAUACCUCUUAGCAGGUGGAGAGUUUGAAGUAUACUUUCUGCUCACUUAUUCUGACUUGACCAUGUUUUCUACAUACUCCAAAAGUCCAACCCCAGGGAGGUGGUACCAAGAGCUUUUCUUUGUGAAUGUGCAGGGGUUUUUGUUGGUUUUAUUAUUAAUCAGUAAUACCUUGUAUUUCUAAACGAAUGCAUUUGCACCAUUUCAGGGGAGCCCUUUGUAUUUGGCGUUUAUCAGCGAAUGAGAUAAUAUGACUGAAUGGGUAGAAGGGUCAGCUACUUGGUUAAUAAAACAGAAUUAUAACAUCAGAUUGCUAAUUCAUUAAGCUAGGAGUCCAGCAUUUUGAUUGGACAUACUGAGAUAAAGAUGAGACUGUGUACCACUGCACAAAUAAGUGCACAAAUCCAGGAAUUUGAUCCUUACAUAAGCAUUCUAAAGAGAAAAGGUGAUGGUUUGGAUCUAGAUCCUGCUAAGAAUUGCCAGAAGGUAGCAAGAAGUCUUUCCUUAGGUCCUUGUAAACUCGGGGGAACUGGAAAGGAGGGCUGAAGCUCUGACUUUAUACCAGUCAGGAAGGCCCUGAUGUUGACUAUUUGGAUUUGAGGGAUAAAAUCAGCAACAGUGGCCUGGGAAGUAGAAGACCCCAAUCUUAAGUCAAGACCAAAGUACAAACAGAAGUGACCCUUAACUGGGAACUAACAGGAAGAGGUCGGUGUUUAUAUGUCGUCUGCUUCCCACUUCUCUGUGCUCCAAGAUUCAUUUUUGUGAGGUACUCAAGACCAGCCCAUGGAAGAAUCAUAUGAAGAAGUGGUGAUUAAAGUCAUAGAGCAGGAGUGGACAUGUUUGGGUUUCCAACAGCUACCCUGCUGGACUGUCACGGAAGAUAUGCCCAGAAUGUAGCAUUUUUCACAUAUUGGUGCAUCUUACAUGACUUCCCUCUCGUUUUAUCAGAUGUGAUGACGGAAGCCCACAAGUAUGAUCAUUCAGAGGCCACAGGAUCGUCAAGCUGGGAUUUCCAGAGUUCUUUCAGAAGAGAGAAGGUGGAACAAAAGUCCCCAGAUUCAAAGACACUACAGGAAGACUCUCCUGGAGUGAGACAGAAGGUCUAUGAUUGCCAGGAAUGUGGGAAAUCUUUCCGGCAAAAAGGUAGUCUAACGUUGCAUGAGAGAAUCCACACUGGGCAGAAGCCCUUUGAGUGCACCCAGUGUGGAAAAAGCUUCAGGGCCAAAGGCAACCUAGUUACACAUCAGCGAAUACACACAGGAGAGAAGCCCUAUCAGUGCAAAGAGUGUGGCAAAAGCUUUAGUCAGAGAGGCAGUCUAGCUGUCCAUGAGAGACUCCACACUGGACAGAAACCCUAUGAAUGUGCCAUUUGCCAGAGAAGCUUCAGGAAUCAAAGUAACCUUGCUGUUCACCGAAGAGUUCACAGUGGUGAGAAGCCCUAUAGAUGUGACCAGUGUGGAAAGGCUUUCAGUCAGAAAGGAAGCCUAAUUGUCCACAUCCGAGUUCACACAGGUCUGAAGCCCUAUGCGUGUUCCCACUGCAGGAAGAGCUUCCACACCAGGGGAAAUUGUAUUCUGCAUGGAAAAAUCCACACAGGAGAGACACCCUAUCUCUGUGGCCAGUGUGGAAAGAGUUUCACACAGAGAGGGAGCCUGGCUGUGCACCAAAGAAGCUGCUCCCAAAGGCUCACCCUGUAACCACUCUCGUCAAAGGAAGGUCUUAGGAAUUAAGAAUACAAAACCCUCUGUAACCAAGAAGUUUAUCUAAUUCUAUAGGGUAAGUGGAAAUUCUUCCGGAAGGACCAGCAUUUGAUAGGGCAAACUGACUUUUUCCCCUUCCCCCAAAUGAAUAUGAAAAAUAAAUGUCUUGCUUUAUCAUUA